AGAUAACAGAUCCAGGAUGGGGGCAAACAUGAACACACACACGUUUUCCACUAAAGCCUCUCUUACAGUAGAUGGACUGUAGGCUCAGGUGCUCGGUCAGACUUUAAGUUGUAUAACUUCAGCUGAUGUUUCCUGCUGAGGGCGAUGACACUUUAAAAUAACAUCUGGACGGACAGAAACUGAAGCUGCUGCAGAAUGAGAAAACAGCAAGAGGAUCUUCACGUGAUUUCAGAGUGAAGAUGGACCUGAGAAACACUCCUCGUAAUGUCAGCAGAAACCACCAUGGAGGAUUUGGACGUCGAAGAAGAAGAAAGGAAAGACAGCUCCCCGGUCCAGCCCCGGUUCUCCCAGGCGGACCCCGCUCUGCUGUACCCGGCUCCCCUCUCCCCUGCCCCGGACCCGCUCUCUCACCUGGGGUCGCUGCUGGCCGGAGGAUGGGACAGGAGUGCGGAGCUGGGGUUUCAGAGCUGUCAGUUACAGGGUAGAGAAGCUCACGCUGACCAGAGCGUCACCAUCCUGCACGCCAAGGUCGCUCAGAAGUCCUACGGCAACGAGAAGAGGUUCUUCUGUCCUCCGCCCUGUGUCUACAUCAGCGGUCCUGGAUGGAGAGUCAUGCAGAACCAUCUGAAAGCGGCAGGUUAUGGAGACGCUGUGUAUCGAGUGUGUGGCUACAUGUGUCUGGACACCACCAGCCAGUCUCAGGCCGACGCUUACAAGCUGGUGUUCAACGAGCAGCCCAACUCCAGGAUGUUUGCCUCGGCCAAGUCCCUGUUCAUCUCCGACCAGGACAAGAGGAAACACUUCUGCCUGCUGCUGCGUCUCUUCCUGGGAAACAGACUGGAGGUGGGUUCGUUUCAGAGCCGGAUGAUCAAAGUCAUCUCCAAACCGUCGCAGAAGAGACAGUCCAUGAAGAACGCCGACCUGUGCAUCUCGUCGUGUUCCAGAGUGGCUUUGUUUAACCGCCUGCGCUCGCAGACGGUCAGCACGCGCUACCUCUCCGUGGACAGAGGAGCUUUCAUCGCCAGCCCCAGACAGUGGACCGCCUUCACCAUCACUCUGGUGGAGGACCAGCAUGCUGACCACGGCGACUUCGUGCUGAGCGACGGCUUCAUCUGUUACGGCUGUGUGGUCCAGUUGGUGUGCAGCGAGUCAGGAGUCGCUCUGCCACCCAUGGUGAUCCGUAAGGUGAACAAGCAGCACGCCAUCCUGGACGUGGACGAGCCGGUGUCUCAGCUCCAUAAAUGUGCCUUUCAGUUCAGAGACGAUCCCAACGCUUACUUGUGUCUGUCCAACGACGCCAUCAUACAGCACCAGGCCUCCCCCAGCCUGACCGACCCCCUCAGAGUGGGUCUGAACGACGGCUCCUGCUGGACCAUCAUCGGGGUGGAGGUGGUGGAGUUCACCUUCAAUCAGGGCUCCUCCUGCAUCCAGACUCCUGUCACUCCUUUUCCCGUCAUCUGCGGGUUAGAGGUAAAUGGCGGUGGACACGUCGCCAUGCUGGAGGUCUACGGAGAAAACUUCAGCCCUCAUCUCAAAGUGUGGUUCGGAAACAGCGAGGCUGAGACCAUGUUCAAGUCUCCCAAGUCUCUGCUCUGCGUCGUCCCAGACAUCUCCGUGUUCAGCGACGGAUGGAGAUGUCUGCGUCGAGUCCUCACCGUCCCUCUGGCUCUCAUCCGAUCGGACGGCCUGAUCUACCGGACGUCCUUCAGCUUCACCUACACCCCCGAGCUGCAGCCCUCGCCGCCCAGCCGAGGAGCGCCAGGGGGAGGGAAGAGAGAGGGGGGGACGGAGGGUGGCCAGCAGGAGGACGUCCUGUUGGAGACCAUCCACCAGGAGUUCACCAGAGCCAACUUCCACCUGUUCAUGCAGAGCUAGACCUCAGGGCGAUGAUGGAGCAGAGACUGCUGUUGGAUUCUCAAAGAACUGGAUGCCUGUUCCUGGAGGACAAUUUUCCUUCUUCAUCCUCUUCAUCUUCGAGGAUUAUUGCACCAGAAUAUAACAUUUUAAUGAUGGAAAUAAAGAAAAGUCCUGCAAAGAAAAUGAUAGGAACAUAAUUUCAAUACUGAUUUGUACAAUGAAGUAAGCAACUAUGGUACCUAAAUCAAUAACUGAGGUACAUUCGAUUAUAGAUUUGGCUUUUGUGUAAUUAAAACUUUUGUUAAAAUCAAAAUUCAUUGUAAUUAUACGCGUGAUAAGUGUGAGUCUGCGGUUACUCAUAUUAAAUCA
This is a messenger RNA of Eleginops maclovinus (Patagonian blennie), 2226 nucleotides long. RefSeq names its product recombination signal binding protein for immunoglobulin kappa J region-like (gene rbpjl). Lineage: Eukaryota; Metazoa; Chordata; Actinopteri; Perciformes; Eleginopidae. Gene Ontology annotation, cellular component: nucleus. The coding region runs from base 265 to 1875 and encodes 536 amino acids. The transcript has 13 exons. Gene Ontology annotation, biological process: regulation of transcription by RNA polymerase II. Gene Ontology annotation, molecular function: RNA polymerase II cis-regulatory region sequence-specific DNA binding; DNA-binding transcription activator activity, RNA polymerase II-specific. The record is from RefSeq and is a predicted model, not a curated record.